AUGCAACGGUUGCCUAUCGAGAUCAUGUCAUACAUUGCCAAUUCUCUGGACUUACAUGACAUAUUCAACCUCAGCUUGACCUGUUCCCAAUUCAGAUACAUUGUUUACAAUGACGAUAUCUGCCGGGCCGCACUCGAGACCAACGCCUCCUACUCAGCUGAGGUUCAAAAUGCCCGCUCCUCGAGGCAAUAUGCUCGUUCCUUGCGGCGAUUGGUCAAGACUCAAAUUGCAAUUUCCGCAGCCGCGCCAUACUCUGUUGCACUUGUUGCCCAAGCAGACGAGUAUCUGUACUGUGAUGGCAUGCUUUGCUAUACACAUGGCCACGAGUCGCUCCGUCUGCUCCAUUUACAUGAGUCUUCUGGCUCCGAGAUUGUCAUCGAUAUCUACACGCUACUGCAGUCCGCCUUGGAAUCGAAUACCAGAGAUAGCAGAUGCAAGUUUCGCCCAAUUCACUUCGCCUGUGGGAUUGUAACCUGCCUUUACAGCCCGCCAAAAUCCGAAGGCCGAAGCCGCCUCAUUAUUCUAGAUCUACAGCAAAAGAGGCUCCUGGCAGCUCAUUGUCUCGGAUCUACAUCCAAGUUGUUUGUGCGCAAUAACAGGGAACAUCUUUAUUAUGGCACCCACUCUCUGACUGGCGAUGACGGCUUCAAAAGAUGGGCUCUCAAGCGAUUUGACAUCUGCAAGGAGCAAUGGGCCCCGGGCCAUCUGGAGCUUGAAGACUUAGUCGGGUCAGAUAUUGGUGCCACUGUCUGUUUUGAGUUACUUGGCAAUCACUUCUAUGGAAUUUCAAGCCUGAAUACUUUCGAGGCCUAUGAGAACGACUGGACUUCGUAUUACUACGGAUUUCGUCUGCCGGUAGGGAGCUCACGG
Colletotrichum graminicola M1.001 is the source of this 870-nucleotide messenger RNA. Its product is annotated as F-box domain-containing protein. The annotation marks the transcript as partial. Gene Ontology annotation, molecular function: protein binding. Lineage: Eukaryota; Fungi; Ascomycota; Sordariomycetes; Glomerellales; Glomerellaceae. The record is from RefSeq and is a predicted model, not a curated record. The transcript is spliced from 2 exons.